UUACUUUGAGUUUCGAUAUUCACAGCCUAUUAAUGUGGUGAUGUGACAUACUAAUGCAGUUCAGUUUCAUAAUGUUUCCCAAAAAACUAUUAAUUUUCCUGGUCUGUGCACAAUUUUCCGUUAUCAAAGGUAAAGAGGCGGUAUUUAUGGUCAAUAGCAAGAAACCUUUAAACGUAGUUAGUGAACGGUUUUUAAGUUUUUCAGUGGAAGCGAGCGACUUUUUGAAAAACCUUAAGAAUGACGCAACAUACGUCACCUUUCAGCAUCUUAAGCCUGCAUACAUACGCAUAACAGAUAAUCCACAAUUUUCACAAAAUAAAACUAUUCCUUGGGAAUCGAAUCUUGUGGAAACACCUAUGACCUGGAAGGAAAUAUGCAAAUGGUUUGUAAGUACAGGCCUUACACCUAUUUUUGCAAUCAACAGCGAGAAUUAUUUCGAUGACGCUUGGGUGCUUAACACUUUACGACCUAUUUUGGAAAUGAAUGAAGAAAUUGGUUUCAACUCGUACUGGGAAAUAAGAUACAAAUGUGAAACCAACCCAUCAAAGUACCAGAAACGGCUCAAAUGGCUUAAGCAAAUAAUGGAAGAAUAUCCCUCUGCCUCAUUAGUUUGUGGAAAUGACCAUUCGUGCAUGAAUAGCGAUUCAAAUCAAAAGUUGAACGGAACAGUAGAGGCAAUAAUCUCCGAAACGCUAAAUAUGGAAUCAAGCAGUCCGACGUGGAUAAUAAUGCCUCAAGCAGAACACCUAGAAUCAUUUUCAUCCGCCCUUAAAUGGGCCAAGAAGAUUGGUGAGACUGCAGCUGAUGGUAACAAAGUUGUGUUUUGGAAAGCAGGGGUGGCAUCUCUGUCGGAUUCAGCAGUGUCUUGGAUUGCACUGCUUUACAAGCAACUGGUAGGGUCAACAGUUUUGGACGUAAGCACCAAUAUGCCUCUGAAAUCCGAUGCAGAAGUCUCGGCACACUGCGCAAAACAACACGAACAAGAAGAUUUGGUACUUUUCAUUGUAAAUAGUGGAAAACAUAAUUUCACGGCGUCUUUGCGAGUUGCUAGCCAUCCUACGACCAUUCUGGUAAAGUCGUACAUUCUCACCAGUGAAGACAACGGCACCUACCUCAACAACGAAAAACUAACUCCUAAUCUCUUAAAUACCAGCAGGUUAAUUUUCACUCCCGAGAUACAGACUUUAAAGUUACAACCCAAUCUUAAUUUGAUUGUUCCUCCAAGAUCGGUAAGCUUUUUCGUUUUGCCUUAUGUCGGUAUAACAGUGUGCGGACGUGAUAACACGAAGAGCAUUAGUGAAUUUUCCCUGCUGUCAAGAUAUAAUCCAAUCGAUCCCAAAACGACGUCCCGUUUAGAUGCCUUCAAACAAAAAUUAAGGAAGUUAAAGUUGAAAAACGCUUGGCAACGUGGACCUGUUGAAGAUUCCGAAGUAGCUAGCGAUUUCAGGGACUUUUUGGCACACAAAACCCCAAAACUGAAGGAGGCGAAGUUUCGAGUCGCAAAAAAUGAUGAACCCGAACCUGAGAUCUUCUUAGAGUUAACUAAGGAUGAAGUAAGGCAAAUUUUGUUAGAGCGGAUGGCAAGUAACGAGCCGAUUUCCAAUAAAGGAUUAGAAAGGAAAAUGAGACGUGCGCCAAGGUAUAAGGGUGGACCAAGAGGACUGUGGCAUGAAAUACUCGGAAAAAAGCACGCCAAGCGUGAUAUCAAUGCACGUUUGGCUCAGAAGAAAGGGGGAAUGAGAGAUGGAUAUAUGCUGGCCGAUUUUGCACCAGCCCAUUAUGGUGAAAGGGAAGUAUAUCAUAGCGAAGAGGAGGAAUUGCGAUCUGGAGAACGAUUCGUUGAUGAACGGCUGAGAUUUUUGACGGGUACGGGAAACAUAGAAUUGGAUAAUGAUGAGAAAAGCGAAUAUAGUAUCCACGAAGACUUCGGGGGCGAUAAUCGAGAAGAUAAAAUGGAGUUCAUGGGGGAGUACAAUCAUAAACGGAAUCAUCAAGGAAGUAGAUGGAUGAAGCAUUCCAGAAAUAAACGAAAUAUUCCAGAAAGACCCACCAGAGUUCACCAUACCAUUGUAAAGAAACGCGAAAAUUCGAUUCAAGAUAUGGCGUCUCGUCUAAAAUCUUUAAAGGAGAAAGUUGAAAAUCGUAUAAAAAUGAAUAAUUGGAUACGUAACAAGCAGAAGCAGAACCUGAUGGAGUCAAGGAGCAAGAAAAUGCCUUUUGGUCAACGCAAUGCGUUUGUGUAUUAUACGCCGAAAGUGUCAAACAAACUAGUUGCUGUUGAUAAAACCAAAUCCGUUGAAAAAAUGCCAUCCUUUUCAAGAGAGAACGUAGACGAGCUGCCAACUGGUCAAGUAACUAUGAAGAGACGUGCACGAGCCCUCGCCGCAUAUGAUAUUACAGAAAAUUUGGUCGAAGAUGAGAAUAAUAAUAAAAUCGUCAAAAUGAAACAGGACAUUGAAAUUGAAAUUACAACCACUUCCACCACCAAACCCGACCUUUUCACAGUGGCAGUGGAGUAUAACGGGACUGAAAAUCAAACUGAAAAUUAUUACGGCGAGAAGAAGGCAGGAAGCGACCAAUCCCUUUUCCAGAUUUUAGUAGAAAAGGUUGCCACUUUUAUUGAGAAUAUUUACGGUCAAGUCUCAGUAUAUUUUAUGCGUUAGUACCUAUACGUUACAUUUUCUAGUUUUCUGUUU
Molecule: messenger RNA, 2696 nt
Organism: Photinus pyralis (common eastern firefly)
Lineage: Eukaryota; Metazoa; Arthropoda; Insecta; Coleoptera; Lampyridae
Exons: 5
Coding region: 54-2663 (869 amino acids)
Cellular component (GO): extracellular matrix
Source: RefSeq, a predicted model, not a curated record